GGCCUCCUCCUCUUCCUGGCAGUAUCUGCACAGUGUUUCUUCUGUCUGUACUCCUAUCUGGUGCAUAUGCCUUCUUAUGUGGCAUGCCCUGUCAGACAGGGGCGGGUGCUUGUCCGGUGGCGGCCGUCAGAGCUGCCUUUACCAGUGCAUGGUCUCCUCUAGGGGUGGUUAGAGAUUCUACUAAAAUCGAAACCGCGGCCGGAAAAUAUCCUGAGUUUUUGACGCUAGCGGAGCCCCUGCACCAAUGGAGAUAGAGUUGUCGUUUCUAUCUAGGGAGUGCGUGGGAGACUAGGACGAUGCAUUUCGACCACCUUUUGGGUAUCCCUUUACGCGCGGCACUGGUUAAGUGUACAACGUGAACCCACCCCUUCGGAAGGGGCAAGCGGGAGACGUCAACAUUUCUGUCGAUUUGCGGGCUUCUACACAGAACCUCACGGAAGAAGCAGAGUGUCUGUGCGUGGAGGUGAGUCGCUCUUAAGUUGAGAAUCUAAACGUGUGAUAAGGCCUGACGGCUAAAGAACCUCAAUGUUAAUAAAAGACACUGCGACCCGAGUGGGAACGUAUGCCCUGUUAGGGGUCCAACCAGAAUCCUAGUUCAGUUGCUGUUGUCUUCCAGUAUUUUUUUGUGAGUUUUACGGAUGGUCCUUCUAUCUCUUCUACUGCCUCAAGCCUGUUUGCAUUGUUCCACCAGGUUUUGGACUCAUUAAGGAUCCAUUUUAAGAUGUAUCCUUUUUUGUGGCAGGGUGCUAAGCCACAGUAGAGUUCAGGACCCAGUCUACUUUUUCGUUGCCUCUAUGCCCAGAGUGCCCAGGGACCCAUGCCACGAUCAGGUCAUUAGUGUCACUUCCGUCAGGGCCUCCAUGCAGUUCCUCACUUCCUCCUAGCACGAAGCUAGAGCCCUUAGUGCUGCCUGGCUGUCAGAGAGCAUGGCUAUCUUCCAGGAAUGUAUUCCUAGCCUUUUUAUUUCUCUGACGCAUUGUCCAAUCUCUUUGAUUUGAGCAUAUUUACCUAGGUUUAUCGUCAGUUCGGUCUUUGGGUUCAUCCCGAAGACUACAGCUCCCGUACCCUUGUGGGUUUUGGAACAGUUAGUAUACCAGUAGGAGUUGACCCUUAGCGGAGUUCCUUUAGCCCAUUUUCCGUUCCGGUAUCAGUCCCUUGAAGCGCAUUAUAAAAAGAUGUAUGUAUUUUCACUUUGUUUUUAAGCAUAAAAAAUAAUAAAUAUAAAACUAACUAAGAAAAAAUGUAAUUUGGUGCAUUAAAUCGUCAGUGCAAUAUCUUGCAAACUAAAAACUGUUUCAAAAGACACCCUUUCUAUGAUUCGAAGGGCAAUUAAUACAACUAAUCUUUCUGUUAUUUAAUAAAUGAUAGCAUUAUCAAAUCGGUGAACACUUUGCAGCUAUGAUGUAAUUAAUAUUAUGUUAUUAGUAAAAGAUUAUUUCAUUCGAAGAACGGAUUAUAUUUUUUGUUAAUAUAUUUUCAGAACAACUUUUAGAUUGUAAGCAUUAUUGUAAAUGGUGUCACCAACUAAAUUGAAAUUAGAAACUUCUACGCUGUAACUAGAAUUCUCUCACUUUUUCUCUAACUUCUUCUUUCCAAUAUUUACGAAGGGUUUUUAUACGGUUCAAAUAAUUCUUUGGGAAAAAAUAAAAGAUGUUAUAAUCGCAUGCUAGGAGGGUAAAGGACCAUUUGUGCCGUGAUGAAGAGAACCUACGGUUGGGCUGAGUGUCCCCUGGAACUUUUGGAAAAUGUGCUCGGCCAUCUGGACCACGAGGAGCUUCUGGCCGCCAGCGGGGUCUCGGCUCUUUGGUACAACGCGGCCAACAACGUUCUGCAAAGGGAAGGCAAAUGCGUGUACAGAUGGCCGGCCAGGUUUCCGAAAAAAGGCGAGACGUUUGUUUGCAUUGUUGGAAAAAAAAGGGCCGAUGAUGUUUUGCGGUUUUGCAAAGAAGUUGAAGUUCUUGAACUGAGAGCUGAUGAGACAGACACAUUGCCACCAUUGACAUUGCUCAAAAUUUUAAAAUGUGCAAAAAAGCUCAAAAGUAUCACAAUCGCCAAAUAUCAAUUAAACAAAUGCCACGUCGUAACACUACUAACAAAUGCUUUAUUGUGGAACCUAAAAAUAAAAAUUGAAAGGUCAGAUGAUCUGAAUAAAGUUGGGCUUAGUCUUCUCAAAGAGAAUAGAGAAAUUUUCAGCCAACUUUGCAUCGAAUGUACCGGCGACGAUAAAAUUGAAUUGUACUACCCUUCACUUCCAAUCAAACGAAAUACCGAGUUUUUAUCAGCAGAAUGCAUAUACAUCGACUGCACAGGUCUAGGAACGCUUGCAGUCUCACACUGCAGUAAACUUAUAUUGAAAAAUGCAUUUUACAUAAACGCAGAAGAUCUCAAGAAAAUUUCACACUUACCGAUAAAACACUUAAAAGUAACGCAUUCCGAUGUAGAAGAAAACGAAUGGGAUGAUAUUUUUUCGAAAGGUUUCAGAAACUUGGAAACGCUCGUGUUACGAAACUGCUCAAAUUUUUCCAAACAGCUUCUAACAAGACUCGAAAGAUUGACCUACCUAGAGAUAGAUGUGAACAAGCAAGAUGAUCUGCAUUACUUAAUGAAAAUGGAAUCAUUGAAACACAUUAAGAUACACUUGCCUAUGAGCCUAGUCAAUUACACGAAAAAUUUACAAGGGAACCAACCUAAGAAACUCGAACUGGUGAUUGAUCUCUUCAGUAUAGACAUGGAUGAAAUGACCCUGGAAAAAUAUUUGUCCGAAAUUUCUUCCGAUGAAAAUAUAACUGUAGACUUUAAAUUUUCCCAUUCGGAGUAUAGUUUCAAAAGUAAAUACAAUAUUUUAAUAUAGAUUAUUAUACGAACUCCAAUAAGAUGCAAAUAAAUUUAAAUAAAUGUGAUAUAUUAUUUACAAAUUUCAAUAGAAUCAAUACUUCUAGUUGGUAAUUU
This is a messenger RNA of Cimex lectularius (bed bug), 2949 nucleotides long. RefSeq lists its product as uncharacterized. Gene Ontology annotation, molecular function: protein binding. The record is from RefSeq and is a predicted model, not a curated record. The transcript has 3 exons. NCBI's taxonomy places the organism in Eukaryota, Metazoa, Arthropoda, Insecta, Hemiptera, Cimicidae. The coding region runs from base 1697 to 2851 and encodes 384 amino acids.